UGUGGAGCCAACUGCUGGGUCUGGACAGAUGAGUUCCUCUCUGACUCCAAAGUUGGGUAAUCUGUGCGUAAACAUGAUCUCCGUUUCUUGCGUCUUGGCGCUUUGGGUGUUUUCUCCCUCGGUGCUGGGAGCUGCUUUCCACGGAAGGGAAAACUUGUCAGAUUUGCAGAAGGAGCUUCGCAGUGAUGAGGAGCGCCAGAGUUUGGAGAAGUCGGACCUGUGGAGACGCAGCGCCGGACUGAAUGAACAGUCAUGUACAAGUCUGCCUGGAGUGGAGUCAGCCCUGCACAACAACACCCAUACUUUCACCUUCAAGGUGAGGACUAUGGGUUCACUGUCAUUGGCCUGGGUGGGAGAUGGAUCAGGGGUGCUGCUGGUUUUGACCACGUUUCAGGUCCCGUUGUUCAUGAUGCACUUUGGACAGUCAAACCUUUACCGGAGUGACGACUAUGGGAAGACAUUCAAAGACGUGACUCAUUUGAUCAACCAUACUUUUAUCCAUACCGAGUUUGGUAUUGCAAUCAGUCCUGACCACUCUGGCAAGGUGAUUCUGACUGGUGAUGUGUCAGAAAUGGGGGGAUUUAAACUAUUUCGCUCUGAGGACUUUGGCCUGACCUUUGUUGCAACAGAUCUGCCAUUUGAGCCCCUCAUUCAGAUGCUGUACAACCCUGGAGACUGCAACGUACUCAUGACACUCAGUAUCACGUUGGACCUGUGGUUGUCUGAGGACUUUGGCGCCACCUGGAGGAAGUUAUAUGACAGUGUUUGUUUGGUCAGAUGGGGUCCGAAGAACAGCAUCUACUUUACAACAAACCACAAUGGAUCAUGCAAUGAUAAAGGAAUGUUGGAGCUGAGGAAGACAGCAGACUAUGGUAGAAGUUUCCAGACCAUCGCAACAAGAGUUUACUCUUUUGUACUGGGAGGGCGCUUUGUCUUUGCUUCCAUCAUGACUGGCACGGGUACAGAGCGUAUGAUCCAUGUGUCUGUGGACGGAGGUGAGGUGUGGAACAUGGCUCAGCUUCCUACAGUCAACCACGAGCAGUUCUACUCCAUCCUUUCAGCCAAUCAGGACAUGAUCUUCAUGCACGUGGAUGACCCUGGAGACUCAGGUGUUGGAACCGUCUAUGUGUCAGAUGACAGAGGAACUGUGUUCUCCAAGUCUCUGGAGCGCCAUCUCUACACGACCACAGGAAGUGACACGGAUUUCACUGUUGUUUCUUCACUCAGGGGUGUUUACCUGACCAGCGUUCUCACAGAGGAUGGUGCAGUGGAGACAGUCAUCACCUUUGACCAAGGAGCAAAGUGGCAGACACUGCGUCGACCACAGAGCAGCCAGUGUGACACUGAUACGUCCACUAACAGGCCAAACAGAUGCAGACUUCAUAUCCAUGCUACAUACAGCACGAGCAUGAAGUUGAACGUCCCGAUGCUGCCUCUGUCACAGCCCAAUGCUGUUGGCCUCAUUCUCGCACAUGGAAGUAUUGGAGAUGCAGAGUCUGCACUCUCCCCUGAUAUAUAUGUGUCUGAUGAUGGAGGCUACUCAUGGUUUUUGGCCCUCAAGGGCCCCCAUCACUAUGCUAUACUGGACUCUGGAGGCCUCUUAGUAGCUAUGGAACACACCAACCUACCUGUCAAUCAGAUCAAGUUUUCCACAGAUGAAGGACAGUGCUGGCAUACAUAUAAUUUUACGAACGACCCCUUUCACUUCAGUGGAAUGGACAGUGAGCCCGGCUCUCGCUCUAUGAAUGUCAGCCUGUGGGGAUACAGGAACGAUUACAGUAAAUGGGUCGUGAUCACCAUAGAUUUCAGGAAACUCCUCAGCAGAGACUGCACGGAGGGGGACUUUGUGCAGUGGCUGUCUCACUCUGCAGACCCCAGUGGAUCUAAUGAUGGCUGUGUCCUGGGCUAUAGAGAGACUUUCUUACGUCUGAGGAAGGACUCUGUCUGCUGGAAGGGCAGGGACUAUGUUGUCACCACACAGCCGUCCCCCUGUCCAUGUACAGCAGAUGAUUAUCACUGCGAUUUUGGAUAUUACCGUCCAGAGAACAGCUCAGAGUGUGUGGAGCAGGAGGAGUUAAAGGGCCGACCUCUAGAGUUCUGCUUAAAUGGGACCACUGAACAGCUGCAGACCAGUGGCUACCGGAAGAUUCCAGGAGACCAGUGUGAGGGUGGCUUCCAGCCAGAGAGGACUGAGACUGAUUUGAGGAGGAUGUGCAUUAGCAACGCCCUACAUCCAAAUUCUCUGACUGAGACCAGUUCAUCAAGCACUGCUGUCAUAGUGAUGGUUGUCAUAGCGAUGCUCCUGAUGAGCGCUGUCGCAGGCGUUUGGCUGGUUAAGAAAUACGUCUGCGGAGGACGGUUCCUGGUGCACAGAUACUCAGUCAUGAGGGAACAUGUUGAAGCUAAUAAAAUAGAAGGAGUCGAUGAUGUUGACCCCAACUACAUGGAGACAGGAAAAGCACAGUACAAUGAAGAUUCAGAUCAGGAUCUCUUAGAAUAAAGGGAUUUAUCUGCAUGGCUCUUCAAGACUAAACUAAAUGCAGUCUAUCACGAUGCCUGGGCACUCCUGUCGCUCCCACAUGCUGAUUAACAUCUGCUUCUCACUUCUCGCUAUCCCCCCGGUGGCUGGUGGACGCUACAUCAGCGGGCGACAUCUCACAUUGCUUCCUUGUGUCAGUUGAAGCUUCCACCAAAAGGCAAAACGGUGGUUUAGGGAGGGGACGAACCCAGUGCAGAACGGAGAAAAGCCCCUGGAGAGCUUUUGUUGUUUCUGUCACAGUGUUCUGUAAAGACCACUGAGUCUGAAUGUGUGCUCUGUAUGUUUCUUAAAUGCUGACCUGAGGAAAGAUGGUGUUUUUAUAUAGUGACGCACUGCAGAUGCACUAUGCAGAGGCUAUGACUCAGAUAUAUAGGCUGAAGUACUCCAGAGUUAGGGAAAGCACAGAAAUUAAUCCUUAAUAUUUUACCUUAAAGUUUAUGUCUGCUGUCAGUGAAGUAGUUUUUGUACAUUUGUAAACCUGAAACUUGCAAGAUAUAUUUUUUGUUUGUAUGGUGGGCCAUUUUAACAUUUAUUUAUCAGUUUCGCUAAAUUGCACGACACAUUUGAAAGACUACUCAAUAUCCUUCAGCUGUUGUUAUCAAUCACUUUUAUUUUUAGCAAUAUUAUUGCAGGUAAAUUGUCCACAUUUGAAAAGAGUGAUGACGUACACCCACAUUCAGUAUACGAUAAAAUAUUUUUUACAAAGUAGACUAUAUAAAAAAUUAACAAAGUUUAUUUGACUAUUUAAGUGAUUUUAGUAUUAUGUAGUUGAAUUGUUUUUUAUUUAGAAAAGUAAACAAUUAUAAAAACGUAAGAGCAAGAAGUCUAACAAAAUUAAUCCCCAAAGACCUAGAAAUAUUUUUGUGGUGACUUCCAGAUGAAUUGUUCCCAUUUCCCCUUUCAAGUGAUUUAUUACUAUUAUUUUAUCCUCUGCAUUUUUAAGUGAAAAGAAAAUAUUUUCCUCAAUUUAAUUUACUGAUCAUGUUUAUAAGAGUAGAGUAAAUUCAAAGGUUAUUAUAUCAGAUCAGAGAAAACUGAAGCAAAAUACUUUUUAAAAAAUCAUUAACUGAACAUGAAAAGUGUCUUAAGCCACUGUCAUUUCUGAAACUCCGUAGGUUUUAUUGAUGAAUCAAUCCUACAGAACAUGACAGUAUUUCCAUGUUUCUGAAUGUCCAAAUGAGUCAUAUCUGAUACCAUUGAAAAGCUGAAUAACUGGAUUUUACCUGAAUUAUUAAAUGUAUUGAUAGGAUUAGGGGUUCAAAAGUUAUUAAACAUGUUAUAUUAGUAGAUGCUAUUGGUUGCACAGCUGUUUAGGUAUUUGAGGGUUAAUGAAAUACCUAUAGUGUCGUGUUGUAUAACAUAAAAGUAGCAGAAAUUCAAGAGAAUAAAUUUAUUACAUUUACAAAUGUACAAAUCCUUUUGAUGGUUCUUAAUAAAAUGAAAAACUUAGCAACCAGACAAACAGUAAAUGUUAAAAGGCCUGCCAUUUUUUUGUGAAGAUGUAAAAUGAAAACUAUUUUUCUAUACAGUGCAGCUUCAUAUAGUAACAGACAAUUCCUCCUGCUCCCCUGUUUGUGUGGUGAAAAUGAAAGACUUGAAUUAUUGCCAAAGCACUUUGAUUGUUUUCUAAUUUUAGAUGUGAGGUAGUAGAUAUGAGACCUAAACUCAGCCCGUUGUUAUAUGAGUGUAAAGGUAAUGUUAACCGACAGUCUUUACUUGAACUUUCUGAUAGUUGAACAGGGAUCUGCUGAUAUACUGCAGUGAUGUUUUCACAUAUCAGCCCGUACCAGUACGUAAUGAAUACGUAAUUACAAACAUGAAAUAAUUAAGUGUUUUCUCCUAAACCGUGCAGAUUGUUUUCCUUUUACUACA
Sphaeramia orbicularis (orbiculate cardinalfish) is the source of this 4411-nucleotide messenger RNA. RefSeq names its product sortilin-like. The record is from RefSeq and is a predicted model, not a curated record. Gene Ontology annotation, biological process: endocytosis; Golgi to endosome transport; vesicle organization. Bases 29 to 2500 code for a protein of 823 amino acids. NCBI's taxonomy places the organism in Eukaryota, Metazoa, Chordata, Actinopteri, Kurtiformes, Apogonidae. Gene Ontology annotation, cellular component: membrane; Golgi apparatus. The transcript is spliced from 20 exons. Gene Ontology annotation, molecular function: protein binding.